This is a messenger RNA of Talaromyces marneffei, 1887 nucleotides long. RefSeq lists its product as uncharacterized. The record is from RefSeq and is a predicted model, not a curated record. Gene Ontology annotation, cellular component: fungal-type vacuole; plasma membrane. The coding region runs from base 1 to 1887 and encodes 628 amino acids. The transcript has 6 exons. Gene Ontology annotation, biological process: monoatomic anion transport; borate transport; monoatomic ion homeostasis. Gene Ontology annotation, molecular function: borate efflux transmembrane transporter activity; solute:inorganic anion antiporter activity. NCBI's taxonomy places the organism in Eukaryota, Fungi, Ascomycota, Eurotiomycetes, Eurotiales, Trichocomaceae.
AUGCCGUCUCUUGGCGCAUCCUAUGGAGCUACAAGCAGCUCACAAGCCAUCGACGGAGAAAUAGCCUUGGAUCCUGUUUCUAGCGUCCAUUCUCAUACAUCCUCAACUAGGAAAAAGAGCUGGCAACAACGACAACAAGCCUCUUCGCAUAUAUCGCCUUCUCGCACAAAUUCUUCCUUCUCUUCUUCUCGACAGAAUAGAUUGUCAAUUGACGCCGAGGCCCCAGUGGCUUUUUCUAGAGCAGGUACGAAUCAUUCGAGUUUUCAUUGCUCAUCAACGAGUACUCCCGCCAAAUGGUGGAAGGUACAUCUAUUCCGAGGCAUGAUUCAAGAUAUCAAGCGGAGAGCAGCUUAUUACUGGAGUGAUUGGACAGAUGCUUGGGAUUAUCGAGUCGUACCGGCUACGGUGUAUAUGUAUUUUGCAAAUAUCCUUCCCGCUCUGGCUUUCUCGCUAGAUAUGUUUGAGAAAACGCAUCAAAGCUAUGGGGUCAAUGAGGUUCUAUUAGCUUCUGUCCUUGGUUCUGUAGUGUUUUCUGCCGCAGCGGCACAGCCGUUGGUUAUUGUUGGUGUCACUGGGCCUAUUACUGUUUUUAAUUAUACGGUGUACGACAUCAUGGCUCCUCAAGGAACGAACUACCUGGCUUUCAUGUUUUGGAUCGGACUUUGGUCAUUAAUAUUCCACUGGGUUCUCGCCAUAACAAAUGCUUGCAAUGGCCUGACAUAUGUAACGCGCUUCUCAUGUGACAUCUUCGGCUUCUACGUUGCGUUCAUUUACCUGCAAAAAGGAAUUCAAGUCCUUACUCGCCAAUGGAGUAUGGCAGGUGAAACAUCUGCCUAUCUCAGUAUCAUGGUUGCUCUACUCGUGCUGAUGUCCGGCUAUGUCUGUAGUAUGCUUGGUGAAAGCACACUCUUUCAACGAUAUGUGCGCAAAUUUAUCGAGGAUUACGGCACGCCUCUUACUAUAAUAUUCUUCACGGGUUUCGUGCAUAUCGGCCAUAUGAGGGAUGUUUCUGUUGAGACAUUGCCAACGUCCAAGGCGUUUUUUCCAACGGUGGAUCGUAGUUGGCUUGUCAAUCUGUGGGAUAUCAGCGUUGGGGAAGUAUUUUUGGCAAUCCCAUUUGCUAUUCUACUUACAAUUUUAUUCUAUUUUGACCACAAUGUAUCAUCUCUCAUCGCACAAGGCACGGAAUUCCCUCUUCGCAAACCUGCCGGGUUCCAUUGGGAUAUUUUCCUUCUCGGUCUGACCACUGGUAUCGCCGGUCUUCUCGGCAUCCCCUUCCCGAACGUCUCCGAUGAUGAUGAGACGAAAAAAGGCCGACCAAUCCUCAUCACGGAUCAUGUCGUAGAGCAAAGAGUCAGUAAUCUCACACAGGGACUACUUACUCUUGGUACAAUGACUAGUCCUCUCCUCGUUGUCCUACACCUCAUCCCACAAUGUGUCCUUGCAGGACUCUUCUUUAUAAUGGGUGUCCAAGCUUUACAAGGGAACGGCAUAACCCAAAAACUCGUCUUCCUCGCCCAAGACCACACAUUCACACCCGGCUCCAACCCCUUGAAACGCCUCGAACGCCGGAGCGCCAUUUGGGCCUUUGUGACUCUGGAACUUGUCGGUUUCGGCGCGACAUUUGCAACCACCCAAACGAUUGCGGCGAUUGGGUUCCCGGUUAUUAUCUUGUUUCUUAUACCCGUUCGAUCGUUCUUGUUGCCGUUGUGGUUUAGACCUGAGGAGCUUGCGACGUUGGAUGCGCCGACUGCUAGUCCGUUUACUAUGGAGUCUGUGGGCGGGGCUUACGGACAUUUUGAGUCCGACGAGAAUCCGUCUCACACCAGUGGAGUCCGUGGUGGUGGCAUAUUCGAAGGAAACAAUAUUCAAAGCUCGGAAGAAUAA